Molecule: messenger RNA, 3194 nt
Organism: Poeciliopsis prolifica (blackstripe livebearer)
Lineage: Eukaryota; Metazoa; Chordata; Actinopteri; Cyprinodontiformes; Poeciliidae
Gene: waca
Product: WW domain containing adaptor with coiled-coil a
Exons: 13
Coding region: 191-1822 (543 amino acids)
Biological process (GO): regulation of autophagy; positive regulation of TORC1 signaling
Cellular component (GO): nucleus
Molecular function (GO): chromatin binding; RNA polymerase II complex binding
Source: RefSeq, a predicted model, not a curated record
GUUCUGCUGGAAGCGGUUGAGCUGUGUUUUCAGAGUGGGAGAUGGACUGAGUGAGGGCGCUCUUCACACCAGCGCUCCCGAUAGCAUUGCUCUAUGCCAACAGACGAUUUCAGGUCGUCGAAUCCCAAGAAAACAUAGUGCCAUUACCAAGUCUUUCACAUCCCACUCUAAACACACUAACACGGCAUUGAUGGUAAUGUAUGCAAGGAAACAACCGAGACUCGGCGAUGGGUGCGACCGAAGAGAUUCUCAGCCCUAUCAGACUCUCAAGUAUUCAUCCAAAAGCCAUCCGGGAGGGGAACACCGCCACGAGAAGACGCGCGACCCCACAGAGGUCACCCCUCCCUGCAAAAUGCUCAGGAGGUCAGACAGCCCGGAGAACCAGCACACGGACGGCAUGGGCCACAGCAGGGCGAAGGCUCUCCACAUGCACCGCGUCAGAGAACGGGACGGAGGACCCAGUUAUUCUCCACAAGAAAAUUCCCACAACCAUAGUUCCCUCCAUAGCUCCAACUCACAUUCUAACCCCAGCAAGACAUCAGACACACCCUACGAGCCCGGCGACGACUGGUCGGAGCACAUCAGCUCUUCUGGAAAGAAAUACUACUACAACUGUAGGACGGAGGUGUCCCAGUGGGAGAAGCCCAAAGAGUGGCUGGAGAGGGAACAGAGGCAAAAGGAGGCAACAAAGAGCGCCGUUGUCAACAGCUUCCCCAAGGACAGGGACUACAGAAGGGAGGCCAUGCAAGUCACGGCAGCCCCCGGCUUCACCGGACCCAAGUCGACUCAGGUGGAGAAGCCCUCAGCGGCUCUGCCCAGCCAGUCACAGUCCUCCUCCUCGGGUGCGGGGAGCGUGAACCCUUCAUCGGCGCCACCAGGCUCGUCAGCGUCCACCGUGCCCGUCUCCCCGGUCCUACAGUCCUCCACGCCCCCCAUCCUUCAGGACCCCAACCUGCUCCGCCAGCUUCUCCCAGCGCUUCAGACGGCCCUGCAGCUCAACAACGCCAGCGUGGACAUGGCGAAAAUCAACGAGGUUCUCACAGCUGCUGUCACACAAGCUUCAUUACAGUCGAUGCUCCACAAGAUCCUCACAGCUGGACCGUCAGCUUUCAACAUCACUACUAUCCUCUCCCAAGCUGCUCAGCUCUCUAACCAAGCUCAACAAUCAAAUCAGUCACCGAUGUCUUUAACGUCAGACGCCUCAUCGCCGAGAUCCUACGUGUCGCCCAGGAUCAGCACGCCGCAGACGAACGUCGGCUCUUUAAAGUCUCACCUCAGUGCACAGCCCGUCAUCUCACAACCCAAAGUGAGCACGCCAGCGGCGAAGCAGCCGCCUCAUUCCCAGCCCUCGUCUCAGCAGUCGCUGUCGAGCGAGAAGCCGCACGGUCACGACGCCACCGCGGCCUCCCCACGCACACUUCAGCGCCAAGGCAGUCAGAGGAGUCCCUCUCCUGGACCCAACCACGUCGGCUCCGGCAGCAACGCCUCCAACGCGGCCUCGGCUCCCCCCGGCGCCUCGGCGGUGCGGCCCUCCUGCUCCCUGACCCCCACGCUGGCCACCCACUUUAAUGAGAACCUUAUCAAACACGUGCAGGGGUGGCCUGCAGAACAUGCAGAGAAGCAGGCGUCCAGGCUACGUGAAGAGGCCCACAGCAUGGGCAGCAUCUGCAUGUCCGAGAAUUGCACUGAGCUCAAGAAUCUGCGCUCGUUGGUCAGAGUCUGUGAAAUCCAAGCUACGCUGCGGGAGCAGAGGAUAUUGUUUUUGAGACAGCAAAUCAAAGAACUUGAAAAGUUGAAGAAUCAAAAUUCCUUCAUGGUUUGAGAACUUUUGGGUCGAGAGUUAUGUUUUUGUUUUGUUUUUUUCUGGGGGGGGUUUAUGGAAGGGGGGAAACCCAUUGCACAUAGUUGAAAGCUGGAAAGAAAGCAGUUGUUCGGUUCCUCUUGAACCCAGUCUUAACACACACAUAAACACACACACACUCUCUCAGCGAAGUUUGAGUCGGGUUGGUUUGGACCGUUGGACUGGGAGACCUGAGAGGGAGAACCGAGGAGCUGUUGUUGGAGGAGGGGGGUUGAUUCACAAGACUUUGGUUUUUGUGAAAACCCGUGGUGGGGGAGGGUGGAAAAACAUUGUAGAUUUCUUGUAGAUGUUAUUAUCUAUGUUGUAAAUAUGUUUUGUAGAUUGAAGCCAUGGAAAGCCAUGCCUAUCAAAGCUUUUUGGACAUCCAGACUAAUCAACGCCUCGGCGGCUCCGGUCCUUCACGUUAACUCAUCUGACUUCACUCUGUCACUUCACAAGAUCUCUGAACCAUUGAGUCAGCUGGUGUGUGUGUGUGCGUGUGUGUGACUGAGUGAGUGUGUGGCCUGCAAGCUGACUUAAAGGUGUUUGAGGCAUGGAAUCAACCAGAACAAUCUCUUCAGCUGGUCAAAUCUGGGUAAACUCACCGGUUCCUGCUCCCAAUGCUUCAGUGAUCUGCUAGCAGCUUCUGUUGGCCCUGCAUUAUCCAGUCUGAAAAAAAAAAAAUAUCAGUGCCUGGUGGUUGGUGAAGUGAGUGAUUAUUUAAAAAAGAAAAAAAUACAAAAAGGAAAAAAAAAAUAAAAUAAAAAUCCAUCGUGGGAUGUGACGGCGUGCUGCUUUGGACCAUUCCCGGUAACCUCCACCACCCCGCCCUGGCUUCCUGACCCACUCACCCACCUACCUGCCCCGCCCGCCCGCCGCGCCACGCCUCUUUCUCUGACACAUCCCACCUUUCUGUGCUGUUGCUUUACUUUCUUCUCCUUUGGGUUCCCUCUCUGUCAUCUGUUCCUCUCUUCCCCCUCCCACACCUCUUGACUUUUCAAGUUGAGGUUGCGCCUCUUGUUUUUUUUUUUUUUUGUUUGUUUGUUUUAGUUUUUUCAUUCCUUUGUACAGUUGCUAACAUAACAGUGGAGUUUUAAGAGACGGAAUUAAAAAAUAAUAAUAAAAAAAGAACAAGAACAAAAAAAAGGUUUUAUUUAUAAGAGUUGUAGUGACGAGCGGAAAAUCACAAUGACAGCCACACAUUUUCACCAGCGCCCCGGUGGAGGAGCGGUAGGACGGCCUCAGCAGGUCCAAGGUGGGUGCAUGUGGAGCACCUCUUCAGUCAACGCAGGGCAGCGAGAGGUCAAAGCUCAAAUGUGAAAUGUACGUAUUGUAAUAAACAUGUUAAACUAAA